AUACUGACGAGUGUCAGCAGAACCCCUGUAACAACGCUCACUGUCAGAACACACCUGGAAGCUACAGGUGUGUCUGUCACCAUGGUUACAGGCUCACCGGCAACACCUGCUCAGAUGUAGAUGAGUGUGUGGAUUCUCUGCUGUGUCCUGGUCAGGAGUGCAUCAACACUCAGGGCUCAUUCCGCUGUGCGUCCUGCCAGCCAGGGUUCGGACUGCUCAACGGGCUCUGCACAGAUAUCGACGAGUGCCGUCGCACUCCCUGCUCUAACGGCCGCUGUGAAAACACUCCUGGCAGCUACCGCUGUGUCUGUCGCCAUGGUUACAAGCUAGUGAACAACACCUGCACAGAUGUGGACGAGUGUGCAGAGCCUUCUCAGUGUCCCAGACAGAUGUGUGUGAACACUGUGGGGUCCUACAGGUGUGUGUCGUGUCGUCCAGGAUACACACUGACCAACAGACAGUGCACAGAUGUGGACGAGUGUGCGAGCGUUGGUGCCUGUGAAGCACAUCAGGUUUGCGUGAACACAGCCGGGUCGUUCAGGUGCAACUGUCAGCCUGGGUAUCGAAGCUCCGGCCUGGGGAGGCAGUGCCGAGACAUUAACGAAUGUUUGGAGGGAAACUUCUGCUUCUCCAGAGGAGAGUGUGUGAACACGCCUGGAUCAUACAUGUGUGUGUGUUCAGCUGGAUUCACACUGAGCGACAACCAAACGGCCUGCCUUGAUGUGGACGAGUGUGUGAGGUCAGGUGUGUGUUCAGACGGUCGCUGUGUGAACACUGAGGGCUCGUUUCAGUGCGAGUGUAGAACCGGCUUCACCAGCAAUCCUGAGAGGAACGCUUGCCUCGAUGUUGACGAGUGCGUCUCCUCCGGUGGUUCUGUCUGUGGGUCCCAGCGAUGUGAGAAUACGAUUGGCUCGUACCGCUGCCUGGUCACCUGUGAGCCCGGUUAUCAGGUGUCGUCUGACGGCCGCUGUGUAGAUGAGGACGAGUGUGUGUCUCAGCCUGGUGUGUGUGGCUCAGCUCGGUGUGAGWACCUUAGAGGAAGCUUCGUGUGUAAAUGUGUCAGAGCAGAAGAAACCUUCAACACAACCAGCAGAAAGUGUGUCACACCUGCAAAACCAGGCGGUUCCUCCUCAAGUGGUUCCUCCUCAGGUUCUUCCUCAGGUUCCUCCUCAGGUUCUUCGUCAGGUUCCUCCUCAGGUUCUUCGUCAGGUUCCUCCUCAGGUUCCUCCUCAGGUUCUUCCUCAGGUUCUUCCUCAAGAUCUUCCUCAGGUUCUUCCUCAGGUUCUUCCUCAGGUUCUUCCUCAGGUUCCUCCUCAGGUUCUUCCUCAGGUUCUUCCUCAUGUUCUUCCUCAGGUUCCUCCUCAGGUUCUUCCUCAGGUUCCUCCUCAGGUUUUUCCACCUCCUUCCAUGGUAGUACGGUGGACGUUGCUCCAGUGCUGCCCCCGCUGCCUGUGUCUGGUCCUGGGAAGGUCAGGGAGUGCUACUACAACCUGGCUGAUCAGGAGACCUGCAGCCUCCUGGCCUCCAACACCAGCCACCAGGAGUGCUGCUGCACUGUGGGGGAGGGCUGGGGGCUGGGCUGCCAGUACCACACCUGCCCACCUGUAGACACAGCUGAGUUCCUGUCUCUGUGUCCCAGUGGAAGAGGGUACGUAACACCAGGACCAGGAGCUUUCAGCUACAGAGAUGUGGAUGAGUGCAAACGUUUCCAUCCUGAGGUCUGUAAGAACGGAGUGUGUGUGAACAACAUUCCUGGGUACAGCUGCUACUGCUCCAGUGGAUUUGUUUACAACAGCGUGCUGCUGGAGUGUGUCGAUCAUGAUGAGUGCGAGGAGGAGAGCUGUGUGGGAGGACUUUGUGUCAACACAGUGGGUUCAUAUUUCUGCAGCUGUCCGCCUCCUUUGGUGCUCGAUGACACCCAGAGGAACUGUGUCAACGCCUCCCACCUCACUGUGGAUGAGAACCUGUCUGUGUGCUGGCAGCACGUCUCUGCAGACCUGCUGUGUCAGAGUCCUCUGCUUGGAGCUCAGGUCACUUUCAUCGACUGCUGCUGUUUUUAUGGGGAGGGCUGGGGGAUGGGCUGUGCCCUCUGCCCCGCCACCGACUCUGAGGACUACGCCUCUCUGUGCAGCUCCUUUUCUGCUCCGGUCUUUUCUGAGGUUUUUCCAGAGUCUGGUGGAUCUGAAUCUUCAGCAGGUCGAGGAGGACCCACCGGACCCCGCUACAGUCCGGACUUCUUCCCUCCAGUGUUGGCUCCCAGCAGAGACUUCAGUCGUCCUGAUUAUGAUGAUUACUCCCCAGCAGGGGGCAGCAGGUCCAGCAUUAGGGGGAGGACACCAACCUAUGGUCCUUCAGAUGAAACCUAUGAAGGCUCUGAGUUCAGUAAUUAUUAUUCUGAAGGAGAUUAUGGAUCCCCUGACAGCUCUCCUCCCAGGACUCCAUCCUUCCGCCUCCCCCCAGACCCCCGAUCUGAGAUCGGGUUUGGGUCCCGGCCUCUUCCUCCAUCCCGGUCCGACUUACCUCCUCUGAACCUGGCUCCGCUGCCUGGAUCUCCUUAUAUGAUCCAGGAGGAGGAGGAGGAGGAGAGGACAUGGAGGCCAGGCCCGAGGUUCCCCCCCCUCACCGACCGGAGCCGAGGAGGAGGAGGACCACGGAGGGUGUAUGAGCGACGUUACGAGACGUACGCCGGCCUGAAUGCAGCAGAGGACUGUGGGAUACUCCACGGCUGUGAGAACGGCAGGUGUAUCCGUGUCACCGAGGGUUACACCUGUGACUGUUACCCAGGAUACGAGCUGGAUUUGACCUCCAUGACCUGCAUCGAUCUGAAUGAGUGUGAGGACGUCACCGGACAACAGUUCCCGUGUGUGAAUGCCCGCUGUGUGAACACCGAGGGCUCGUUCCGCUGCGUCUGCAGGAGAGGAUACGUCAUGUCCCGCAGACCCAACCACUGCGUCGCUGCUUAGACCGGACCAGAC
Molecule: messenger RNA, 2975 nt
Organism: Austrofundulus limnaeus
Lineage: Eukaryota; Metazoa; Chordata; Actinopteri; Cyprinodontiformes; Rivulidae
Gene: ltbp4
Product: latent transforming growth factor beta binding protein 4
Molecular function (GO): calcium ion binding
Source: RefSeq, a predicted model, not a curated record